Molecule: messenger RNA, 2024 nt
Organism: Ceratotherium simum simum (southern white rhinoceros)
Lineage: Eukaryota; Metazoa; Chordata; Mammalia; Perissodactyla; Rhinocerotidae
Gene: ADRA2B
Product: adrenoceptor alpha 2B
Biological process (GO): regulation of vasoconstriction; platelet activation; G protein-coupled receptor signaling pathway
Cellular component (GO): plasma membrane
Molecular function (GO): epinephrine binding; alpha2-adrenergic receptor activity
Source: RefSeq, a predicted model, not a curated record
GGGCUGCCUGCAGGCGCGGCUCCCGGCUCGAGCGAGCGAGCGGAGCGGGCGCCUCGGCCUCCGCGCCUCCUCCGAGAACAGGCGGCGCGCCCCCCGCCGGGCCCUGCGUCCCAGCGUACGUCCAGCAGCCUCGUGGCGGGAGGGCGCAACUUUACCCCGGUCCUGGGCGGGGCGGGGACGGCAGCGGGACAACUUGGAAAACUUCUCUGGGGCGGACGGCAGGGACACCGGGCGCCGGUGGAAGAGAAUGUAGGAGGGCAGUGGCUGGCCCAGGGCGUCCCCGACCUCCUAAGCCCCUUUCGGCCUGGCCAUGGGGCUCCAGCGCCUUCAGCGCCGCCAGGGGGGCGACCCCCUCGUCUAGCCGAGCUGGGUGGGACAGCUCUGUCGCCGGCUGUGCACGCGCUGGGCGAGCAGCGCCCCUUCUGGCCGCGUCCGGCCCCGCCAUGGACCACCAGGAGCCCUACUCCGUGCAGGCCACUGCAGCCAUCGCGGCGGUCAUCACCUUCCUCAUCCUCUUCACCAUCUUUGGCAACUCGCUGGUCAUCCUGGCUGUGUUGACGAGCCGCUCUCUGCGCGCCCCGCAGAACCUGUUCCUGGUGUCGCUGGCCGCCGCCGACAUCCUAGUGGCCACGCUCAUUAUCCCUUUCUCGUUGGCCAAUGAGCUGCUGGGCUACUGGUACUUCCGGCGCACGUGGUGCGAGGUGUACCUGGCGCUCGACGUGCUCUUCUGUACCUCUUCCAUCGUGCACCUGUGCGCCAUCAGCCUGGACCGCUACUGGGCCGUGAGCCGCGCGCUGGAGUACAACUCGAAGCGCACCCCGCGCCGCAUCAAGUGCAUCAUCCUCACCGUGUGGCUCAUCGCAGCUAUCAUCUCGCUGCCGCCCCUUAUCUACAAGGGCGACCAGGGCCCCCAGCCCCGGGGGCGCCCGCAGUGCAAGCUCAACCAAGAGGCCUGGUAUAUCCUGGCCUCCAGCAUUGGAUCCUUCUUCGCACCCUGCCUCAUCAUGAUCCUUGUCUACCUGCGCAUCUACUUGAUUGCUAAACGCAGCCACCUCAGAGGUCCCAGGGCCAAGCGGGGCCCUGGGGAGGGUGAGUUUAAGCAGCCUCGCCCAGUCCCCCAGGGAGCUUCAGCCUCAGCCAAGCUGCCAACCCUGGCAUCUCAUCUGGCUGCUGCCGGAGAGGCCAACGGACAGUCCACGCCCACCGGGGAGGAGGAGGAGGAGGGGGAGACCCCUGGGACCUCUGCCUUGCCACCCAGCUGGCCUGCCCUUCCUAGCUCAGGCCAGGAUCAGAAGGAAGGUGUUUAUGGGGCAUCUCCGGAGGAGGAGGACGAGGACGAGGAGGAGGAGGAGGAGGAAGAGUGCGAGCCUCAGGCUUUGCCAGCAUCUCCCCCUUCAGCUCGCAAGCCACCCCUGCAGCAGCCACAGGGCUCCCGGGUGCUGGCGACCCUACGUGGCCAGGUGCUCCUAGGCAGGGGUUUGGGCACUGCAGGUGGGCAGUGGUGGCGUCGGCGGGCACAGCUGACUCGAGAGAAGCGGUUCACCUUUGUGCUGGCUGUGGUCAUUGGCGUCUUCGUGCUCUGCUGGUUCCCUUUCUUCUUCACAUACAGCCUGGGUGCCAUCUGCCCACAGCACUGCAAGGUGCCCCACGGCCUCUUCCAGUUCUUUUUCUGGAUCGGCUACUGCAACAGCUCGCUGAACCCCGUCAUUUACACCAUCUUCAACCAGGACUUUCGCCGUGCCUUCCGACGGAUCCUUUGCCGCCAGUGGACCCAGACGGCAUGGUGAGCCGCCUGCCCAUGUGUUGGUGCCAAGUGGCACCAAGGCCACGCUGCUUCUUGCUCUGUUUUAUGUGGCCACCUUCCUGUGGUUUUCCGGUCCCUGCCUAGGUCCUGCAGGCCUCAUCUUGGGAGCCCACUGGGAGGGGCAGGGGCAGGGGUGCUGUUCACAGCGGUCCAUUUGAAGCCUCCCCUUGCUGGCUCGGCUGUGGGGCAGUGUCUUCUCCACCCCCUGCCUGAGCACAGG